This is a messenger RNA of Populus nigra (black poplar), 1990 nucleotides long. Its product is annotated as cucurbitadienol 11-hydroxylase-like. Gene Ontology annotation, molecular function: heme binding; oxidoreductase activity, acting on paired donors, with incorporation or reduction of molecular oxygen; monooxygenase activity. NCBI's taxonomy places the organism in Eukaryota, Viridiplantae, Streptophyta, Magnoliopsida, Malpighiales, Salicaceae. The transcript has 9 exons. The record is from RefSeq and is a predicted model, not a curated record. Bases 260 to 1696 code for a protein of 478 amino acids. Gene Ontology annotation, biological process: sterol metabolic process.
UGGACUUACAGUACAUUUCUACUCCUUGAACAUAUCACCAGCUACCUUGCAGUGUCUUUAUUCAAGAUUCCUCAGGUUGUCACUACUUUAAGCCAAUGGUUAGUCCCUGUGCAGCAAUAGAAUUACUUGGCACCGAUAAUUUUUAUGCAAUUGGCAUUUGGCCUAUUCUAGCAAUUCUGUCUUUAUAAAUCUGUACCCAUCCUCUGUGACUUCUCCAAAGUCCUCGUUUUUUUGUAUUUGGCAGUGAAACUAGUUAAAAAUGUGGACAAUUGUGUUGUGUGCUCUAGCUGUGUUUUCUGUAUACUACACUCACUGGAUUAACAGAUGGAGGAACCCAACAUGUAAUGGAGUUCUGCCUCCAGGUUCCAUGGGGUUGCCAAUCAUUGGGGAGACUCUUGAAUUGAUUAUUCCAAGUUAUUCUCUUGACCUUCACCCUUUCAUCAAGAAAAGAAUUCAAAGGUUCGGACCGAUUUUUCGCACAAACAUCCUUGGACGACCUGCUGUGGUGUCUGCUGAUCCUGAAAUCAACAAUUACAUCUUUCAAAAUGAAGGGAAGUUGGUUGAGAUGUGGUAUUUGGACUCGUUUUCUAAGCUUUUCGCACAAAGUGGUGAAUCUAGGACUAAUGCUUUCGGUAUCAUUCACAAAUAUGCAAGAAGCCUGACUCUGACUCAUUUUGGUUCUGAGAGCCUUAAGGAAAGGCUGCUUCCUCAAGUUGAAAACAUUGUUAGCAAGUCCUUGCAAAUGUGGUCAAGCAUCGGAUCGAUCGAUGUCAAACCAGCUGUUUCAAUUAUGGUUUGUGACUUUACCGCCAAACAACUUUUUAGCUAUGAUGCAGAAAACUCAUCGGACAAGAUAAGCGAAAAGUUCACCAAGGUCAUAGACGCUUUCAUGUGUUUGCCCUUGAAUAUCCCUGGCACAACAUACCACAAAUGUUUAAAGGACAAAGAUAGCACGCUGAAUAUAUUGAGGAAUACACUGAAGGAAAGGAUGAAUUCACCAGCCGAAUCGCGGCGAGGAGAUUUUCUUGAUCAAGUCAUAGCUGACAUGGAUAAAGAGAAGUUCUUGACUGAGGAUUUUAUUGUCAAUCUGAUCUUUGGAAUCUUAUUCGCCAGCUUUGAGUCGAUUUCAGCAGCACUGACACUAGCCCUGAAGUUAAUUGGAGAUCAUCCUUCGGUACUAGAGGAUUUGACAGUUGAGCAUGAAGCAGUUCUGAAAAGGAGGGAAAAUCUGGAUUCCCCACUAACAUGGGCUGAGUAUAAUUCCAUGACCUUUACACUUCAGGUUAUCAAUGAAACACUUAGGCUGGGAAACGUCGCCCCUGGUUUGCUACGAAGAUCAUUGCAGGAUAUACAAGUGAAAGGUUAUACAAUUCCUGCUGGUUGGGUUAUCAUGGUUGUAAAUUCUGCCCUUCAUUUAAAUCCUACUACAUUCAAGGAUCCACUUGAGUUCAACCCCUGGAGGUGGAAGGAAUUUGAUUCAUAUGCUGUUUCUAAGAACUUGAUGCCUUUCGGUGGAGGAAGGAGACAAUGUGCAGGAUCAGAAUUCACUAAAUUGUUAAUGGCAAUCUUCCUUCACAAAUUAGUCACCAAAUACAGGUGGAAUAUAAUCAAGAAAGGAAACAUUGGUAGAAAUCCUAUUCUGGGAUUUGGAGAUGGCAUCCACAUUAGUUUCUCACCAAAGGACAAUCGAUCAUAGACAUGUGUUAUAUUUCACUAUUAAGUGUAGUGGUUAACUAUAUAUAUCUUCCAUGUAACCAAAUUUGUAUCUUAUGUCUCAUCUUUUGAGAAAUGUUUUAACCUUGCAUGCAAGCAAGAUGUUUACAAGUUCAACAAAAUAUAUACGCAAUCCUUCCUAUAUUGUCAUGUUUCAACAUUAAGUUGUUCCUUUUUUUCUCCAGGUUCCUGAUACAGUCUUUAAUGUUCCAUUUCAAAUAAUACAGUCUUUAAUGUUCAGGCCCGGCAUCGAGUAUAUGCCCCUUGGCCCUUGGCA